This is a messenger RNA of Phytophthora nicotianae INRA-310, 2667 nucleotides long. RefSeq names its product CMGC/CDK/CDC2 protein kinase, variant 1. Gene Ontology annotation, biological process: regulation of G2/M transition of mitotic cell cycle; regulation of gene expression; protein phosphorylation. Lineage: Eukaryota; Oomycota; Peronosporomycetes; Peronosporales; Peronosporaceae. The transcript has 7 exons. The record is from RefSeq and is a predicted model, not a curated record. Gene Ontology annotation, cellular component: cyclin-dependent protein kinase holoenzyme complex; cytoplasm; nucleus. Gene Ontology annotation, molecular function: ATP binding; cyclin-dependent protein serine/threonine kinase activity; cyclin binding. The coding region runs from base 97 to 1845 and encodes 582 amino acids.
CAGAGUGGAUUGAAAGACGGUGGGUUGAAAAGCCAUUUGGACUUUUGGACCCCACUACGAUAGACACCAACCUGUUCUUCGGCUUUGACGUGCGCGAUGGAGAGCAACAAUCUCCUCUUGAGACUCCUCCGAGGGUGCUCAGCGUCAAGACAAGCUCCAGAAUCAAUCUGGAUGGAUGAAACAGAGGACGAUCUCGUGGUUGUUGUGAAGGAAGAAGGAGAGGAUGUGGAAAUGGUUAUCCUGCACGUCUUCUCUUUCCUACUUACAACCCAAGAGCUGGAAAGCAUGGCGCUAGUCUCUAAGAGAUGGAGAGAGCUGACGGACAGACAGGAAUUGUAUCACUCGUUGCCCAGCGUGACCUCCGAGGGCUCUGUCAAUUGGAUCAAUUUCAAGAAAUUAGGCUUAAAGUGCAAGGGAACUGAAGGUGUAUGCUUCAAGUGCCUUGAACGCUCCACAGGUAGAACUCUAGCAAUGAAGAAGAUCAAAAUCUUUCCCGAGGAACAAGGAGUGCUAUACUAUAUGAUCCGAGUACUUGGAGUACUCAAGAGCAUGAAGCACGACCACAUUACGUCUCUGGAGUUAGUCAGUCUUGUAAAAAACGAGCUUCACUUGUUCUUCCCUUACGUGGAUAGAACGUUGGAUGAAGUAAUAAGCCCAACAAGAGAUCCUGAAAGAGGACACGCAUUGCCUGAGGCUGUGAUUCGUAAUCUUCUUCAUCAGCUUCUGGAUGCAGUUGCGUAUUGUCACCGUCGUGGAAUUCUGCAUCGUAAUCUAAAACCAAAACAUUUGCUGAUCAAGACGUCAGACCCGAAUACUCUCACCGAUGCAACGCUACAGAUUUCGGACUUUGCGCUAGUCCGAGCAACAGGAAUUCCUGGCCGAGCGUACACCAACGAGGUAGUGACGUUGUGGUAUCGUGCCCCAGAGAUAUUGAUGGGCGUGGUCGAGUAUUCUUCGGCAGUGGACAUGUGGUCUGUCGGCUGCAUAUUUGCCGAAAUGAUCAAAGGCAAGGCUCUAUUUACCGGCAUUUCAGAGAUGGAUCAGUUGUUCCAGAUCUUCAGCAAGCUGUCGACACCCAAUUCAGAAACGUGGCCAGGCUUCUCUUCCUUGCCAAACUACCAGUUUGAAUUCCCACAUUGGGAGCGGAGACCCAUGGCUCAGCUGUUCCCAGAAGUAUCAGGUCGUGGCCUUGACUUGCUAUCAAAACUGCUUUCGUACAAUCCAGACGAGCGGAUUUCGGCUGAAAAAGCGCUUUGCCACCCCUAUUUUUUCAACGAGGCGCCAGCGUUCUUCCCACUGACGCUCACUAAUUUCAUGGGCCAGAUGUGGCAUACGAUGACUCAAAUGUGGAGCUCUACUCCACAGCACGUGGAACUUUUCCACUCGUACUUGCGUCAAUCAGAGUCGGAAACCUGGGCGAAGAUCGAGCUUGUGAGCCGACAGGAAACAGUGACGUCCACACAUCGAUCCAUGCUUGUCGACUGGAUUAUCGAAGUGGUGGAUGUAUUCGAACUCUCCCCCAGAACAGCUUUUCUGGCUGUCAACUACACAGACCGUUACCUGGAACUUGCAACAGUGAAGAAAACGCAACUCCAAUUGCUCGGGGCGACCUGUUUGCAUGUUGCGUCAAAGAUGGAAGAUUUGACUUACAUUGGCGUGAACGAUCUCGUGAAAUGCGCUAGCUACGGCUUUACUGCCACGGAAGUGCGGGUGAUGGAAGUAAAAGUGUUGAACGCUCUCAAAUUUACACUCGUGGCGCCUACAGGUACAUUUUUUUUUGAACGACCCACUUUCGACAUGUUUAACCGUCGCUCCGUUUAUUACUGGCAGCGCUGGAUUUCCUGAACAUUUACGAGCGCAUGAUCCCGGCAAUUCCGACGAAGACGGCCAUGUUAGCGCACUACUUGCUAGAGUUGACGCUACAAGAAUACCAGUUCAUGAGCUAUUUGCCGUCGGUUGUAGCUGCGUGCUGCUUGUCGAUGGCGAUGUAUACGAUGGACGGCCUCGUGAUGACGAAGGAGCUGUCGAGUGUGUGCCAGCAUAAGUGGUCGGACUUGGAAGGUUGCAUGGAGGAGCUCCAGGCGCUGUUCUCAAACGGAUCAUCCGAUAAUCUUACGGUGAUCAGGAAGCGCUAUUCAAAGGUUGAACGGUGUGAGGUGGCAAAAGUUCCUCCUCCGAAGUUGUUCCGUAUGGCAUUUAACUGCCUGGUGAUUCAGCAUAACUCAUCCACAGUUUGAUACUGUGCGGCGUGCAGUCAGUUCACUAGCUUGACGUUUACUCCUUAUCUUGAGAGAAAUUGUAGCAGAAUUCUGACGAGCGACUGGAUAAUUACUCAAGUGUAUCCCGUUCAAACUUUCACCAAAUCAAACUGCACAAGAGUUGCGAAUUCUGUGUUUUCAAAGGAGUUGGAGAAAUAUCGCGAGCAGUUUCGCCAGCAGUUUCAUCGAUGAAGCGAUAUGCCGUGCUUCACCGAGGAGCGACUUGUAUCAUCCUGCGGUGAUUUAUGCGGAGUUGACAGGCAAGCCAAUAGCUCUUAGCAACACUUGUGCAUUUUUAUCAAUGGUGAGAACAAUCUGUCACCCGGGAGACGCCUGUCAGAUAGCCAGGUUGCUACAUGUACCACAACGAGACAUCGAACUGUUACAUUUGCCUGGUAGCCAUCUCCAC